AUGGAAAUGUUUCAUGUCAAACCAAGAUGGCUCUUUCUCAAAGUAAUCACAUGCGAUGACGGGACAAUAGGUUGGGGCGAACCAGUGGUGGAAGGAAGAGCUCAAACGGUUGAAGCUGCUGUAAAAGAAAUUGCUCGAUAUUUGAUUGGUCAGGAUCCACGAGAUAUUGAAAAACAUUGGCAAACCAUCUAUCGAGGCAGUUUCUAUCGUCUCAAUGUUCCCGUGUGGCGUUUGCUCGGUGGAAAGGUGCGCGAUCGAAUUCGUAUGUAUGGAUGGUUACCAUUUGAACCUACAGGUGACUACAAUGACUUGAAUGCAAAGAGCAUCAACGAAAAUCCGGAAGGAUUUACCGCGUAUAAAACAUGCCCCUUUGCAGCAAUGCAAAUGGUUGAACAGCCACAUGUAUUACAUGCUAUUCGAGAUAAUAUUAUCCUUCUUCGGGAUAAGAUCGAUAAGCGAAUAGAUGUUGCGCUCGAUUUUCAUGGACGAAGCACGCCAGCCAUGUCUCGUCGUAUAAUUCACAUGAUUGAAAAUGUUGAUAUUAUGUUUAUCGGUCAUGACUACUUGAAAGUCCCGUUUCAGGUCAAGGAAGGCUAUGUGGAUGUACCUCAUCUGCCUGGACUUGGAAUUGAGGUAGAUGAGGAGAAAGUGCGAGCAGGAAUAUUUGCAGGCGAUUGGGGUAUACCUCAGCUCCGACUGAAAGAUGGCAGCUUUGUCGAAUGGUAA
Molecule: messenger RNA, 726 nt
Organism: Rotaria sordida
Lineage: Eukaryota; Metazoa; Rotifera; Eurotatoria; Philodinida; Philodinidae
Source: the annotation of a GenBank genome assembly